This is a messenger RNA of Parascedosporium putredinis, 360 nucleotides long. The record is from the annotation of a GenBank genome assembly. Lineage: Eukaryota; Fungi; Ascomycota; Sordariomycetes; Microascales; Microascaceae.
AUGGGCGGGCUCUGUAGCAAGGAAAGCGAUAACUUCGCUGGCGUCGGUCGCCCCGUCGGCGCCGCGGCACCGCAAGCGGGAACCUCUUCCGUUCCCAGCACCGUCAAGGUUGGCGGCCCGCCCCGAACUCUGGGCGGUCCGGCUGCCGCAAACGAAAGCUCUACCCCUGACGAGGCGCGGAGGAAGGCGGCUGCGGCCGCAGAGGCCCGCGCGCAAGCAGCGAAACCCACAGGCAAACUAGGCUCCCAGCUUGAAGCGCAGAAGAAGCUGUCGAGGUCGGAAACGCUGGCGGUCGCCAGCUCACAGGAGCAACGGUCUCGAGAGGUUGAUGGCUCGGCAGCUACGCUGCGCCACGAUUAA